AUGUCCGACGAUGUGCCUCGAGUGGAUCCGAAGGCACCCGAGUUAUCAUGUUCCGUCCCUUCUAUGUCUCGAUGGGCUUCACAUUUCCACCAUCGAAGUUCUUCAGUGAGGUGUUCUGCGGCAUGGAGUGUGCUCCGAGCUGAUGAAUUCUUCUACUUCUUCGAGGUGAGACACUACGAGAAGUAUGCUCAGGUUCAAGUAUGCAACGCCAAGCUGUUUGAUAGUUUGAGUCAAGGCGAUCAUGUGUGGCAAACCGACAUGCUGGAGGUUAGUGGUAGAUGGGAAGGGGAGGUAAGCGGUGGUUUGCUCGUUCCUCUCACUUACUGUGAUGGUAAGUCACACCUAACUAACUUCUGCCUUCUGCGUGCAAAAAAUGACAUCCGCAAGAAGCUCGAUCUCGACUUGGACUUGAUAAAGGUUCAUCAAGCUCUGAACAUUCCUGCCAAAUUCCAUGAGUGGCCCUAG
Prunus armeniaca (apricot) is the source of this 465-nucleotide messenger RNA. The record is from the annotation of a GenBank genome assembly. Lineage: Eukaryota; Viridiplantae; Streptophyta; Magnoliopsida; Rosales; Rosaceae.